AUGAAGUUGUUUGACUUGGACCCUGACCUGUUGCCCCUUUUCCAGUACAACUGCAAGCAGUUUUCCAGCCCUCAGGAGUGCCUCUCUGCCCCUGAGUUCCUGGAUCACAUCAGGAAGGUGAUGCUGGUGAUCGAUGCCGCUGUGAGCCACCUGGAGAACUUGUCCUGCCUGGAAGAGUAUCUCUGCAACCUUGGCAAGAAGCACCAGGCAGUCGGUGUAAAGGUCGAGUCUUUCUCGACUGUCGGUGAGUCCUUGCUGUACAUGCUGGAGAAAUGCCUUGGCACUGCCUUCAGCCCAGAUGUGCGGGAGGCUUGGAGCAAACUCUAUGGUGCUGUGGUGAAAGCCAUGCGACGUGGCUGGGAAACCCUUCCAGAAGGGGACUAGAUCCUGCCAACCAUCCCCAUCCCUGACCAUGCAGAGGUCCUGGGUGGGGGGAGUGCUCACACUGUGCUUUCUGCCUCUCCAGUUCUGUCUUUCUCUGUGCACCAGCCCAUCACUGUCUCUGCCAGUCAUGCGUGCUUUGGGGCUCUCCCAGUGAUUCUGCCUUGCUUUGACAUGAUUACAUCUCUGCCUUUGUGAAGGGCUGGCAGGGUACAUCUCUGUGAGCCUAGGAGUGCUGCAGCACAGGUACUCUGCCCUGCCCCAAGUUCCUUCAGGCUAGCUGAAGCAUCAGCACCCAGGUAUCUACUCUGAUUUUAAGCUGGCUCAUCCUCCCUCCUCUUGCUACCCGCCCUAGUAAGAUGACAGCUGGUGUAGGCCUCUCAGGUUUAUUUGCCUGAGCUCCUAUUUGCUUAUUUACUCAAGACCUGCUAGAUCUGGCACUGCUUGCUCCUCCUGCUCCGCUGUGCCCGGUUCAGCUGUGGCAAUGAUGGAUUUGGCUCCCUCUAGGGCCAGGGGCAGCAGAGGUGGGAGCUGGCUGUGCCAUGCAGCCAUCCUCUCCAAACCUUGUGGGGAGCUUUUCCCUCUCUCCCUUCACCUACAUGUUACUACCGGAUCAUUAAUCCUGGUAGUAAUCUCUUCUGCCUUGCCUAUCCCCUAGAGGGAUCCAUGGCUUUUCCUCAUGCCAGGUUGGCCACAACUCUGUGUUUCCUAGGGAAGCUUCAAGCAGUGGAGUCACGUUAAUCCCAGUGAGGCUGCUUUUAGCAGGUCUAGGCUGCCAGCUGAAAGGCUUUGUGUUGGUUUGGCUGGUUGGUUUAAUCUUAGAAGCAGCUGAAAUGCAGCAGCAGUGGUGGCUCUUUACUGCUUUGUGUAAAGGAGAAUAAAGUAAAAACAAGGAAAAGAUGUCUUAAAAUGAAGGUUGCAAUCAUGUCAUGGCAACAGCUUCCAGAAAUCAUUCUGGCUUCUGGCCAGAAGCAGAAUAGCUGGAAUUUCUCUGCUGAUGCUGUCAGGACCUGGAGUGCUUUCCAACUGCACACAGUGCCCAUCUGCAGAGCUCCUCAACUUUUAGUAGUCCCUCCCAGCUGUACUGGAGACACAGCCACUUUGGAGUACAGUCAGGCACCCAGUUAGGUGUGUGCAGCACUGCUAUAGCGGGACAGGAGUGAGAAGACAGCAUCUGCUGGAAGAAAUCCCAAGAAAUGGCUGCAAGGCAGCACCUGAGGGCUCUGGGGGGAGCUGAGCUUGAGCACUUUGAAGAAGAGUUCAUCUUUAUGGGGAAAUCACUGUGGGAUAGGCAGAACCAUGUUUCCAGAUACCACUAGCCCCAGGGCAAAGACAGAGCGAGCAAGCAGUUACAGGGCAGCAUGCAUUUUUGCUGCUCCAGGGCAGGAGUAGCCCAGCACUGAGGGCUGAGAUGGUUCUGUUCUAGAGACAUGUUCUUCCUAUACUCAAACCUCCUCCACUCUGGGGCAGGAGAGGGCUUCCUGCUCCUUGCAGCUGUAGCUGAGAUCUCCCAGCCCUGUGCCAUGAAGGGAAUGAUGGGAGUGCCCUGUGAGAUGGGGCUCUGCUUCCCUGCCACCAGGUCUGGUGCUGCCUGUGGGCUUCCAGCAAGCAAGGAGCCCUCCAGCUGUGUUUGAGAGGAGAGCUGAGAGGUGUUGUGGAACAUCCCCGUGUAGGAUGUUCUCUGUCCUUCCUGUGGUACCAGGCUCUGCUCCUGCAGUCCUACAGCGUGGUGUUUGCGUCCAGGCCCAUGGCUCUCUCCAUCAGCUGGGUCAGGUGAGGUCAUCCAGAUUCUUGUGCCAGGCAAUGAGGGGUGGAGGAUAUGCUAGCUGUGAUGGCAUAGUAUGGGGCAGGAGGGUCUGGGAAUGGGGGUGUCCUCUUUGCAACCCUGUUCUGGGGCAUCAGCCUUCAGCAUCACGGGGGGGACCUUCUGGCUCUGUGACAAGUACGCAGCUGUGAUGGGUGGGGUGUGGGUGUCACUGCCCCAAACCAUCCCCACUCCCUCUAGCUUUCCCAGCUCCUUGACUUCUCUGUACCAUGUUCUGUGUAACUCCCCAGAAAACUGAACAUCUGUGUGCCUCCUAUACCCAGCUGUACUGUUUAAUAA
Molecule: messenger RNA, 2485 nt
Organism: Athene cunicularia (burrowing owl)
Lineage: Eukaryota; Metazoa; Chordata; Aves; Strigiformes; Strigidae
Gene: NGB
Product: neuroglobin
Exons: 4
Coding region: 1-384 (127 amino acids)
Molecular function (GO): heme binding; oxygen binding
Source: RefSeq, a predicted model, not a curated record